AUGUCUUUCAGUGCUUCUGUUGAGCAAGGUACAUAUACGUACGGACUCACUAAUUUUUCGUCCGUACGGCUUUUCGUCCUUGUCGCUUUCUGCUCGUUCUGGAUAUAUAGAUAUGUCCUCAGAGCUGCCAAGUAUCGGGCCGAUAUUGAAUUCGGAAGACUGAAUGACUGCCAGCCGCCAGCUUUCAUUCUUUCGUACAAAUGGCCUCUAGCGUUGGAUAUUGUCAAACGAGGAUUCAAAGCCGGACGCCAGAAGAAGCUGCUUUCCCUCUUUACAGAGUACUUCGAUCAAUUGGGACCGACUGUCGAGCUAACGAUACUCGGCGGCAUUGGAUUCGCAACGAUGGAUCCUGAGAAUAUAGAGGCGGUCCUGUCCACUCACUUCGAGGACUUUCAUCUUGGACCUCGAAACAAAGCCAUGAUGGCUAUGAUAGGUGAAGGUAUCUUCACACAAGACGGCCCUGCGUGGAAACAUUCUCGGGAGCUCCUGCGACGUCAAUUUGUGCGGAUGCAAUAUCAGAAUCUUGAAGGCUUUCGAGAGCACGUGGAAAACUUAGUCGAUACCGUUAAUAAUUCUCCUGGCAUUGUAGACCUUCAGCCAUACUUCUAUCGCUUGACUCUCAACACCACUAUUGCUAUGAUACUUGGUCAAUCUGUCGAGAGCUUCAAUCACGAAAUAGGCGACCUGUUCUCAAAAGCCUUCAACAAGGCCUCAUUGGUCACCGCUACGCGCGUUCGACUUGGUGACCUCUACUUCUUGUACGCCCCAAAGGGGUUUUUUGCAGCUUGCAAGACAGUCAAAGAUUACACGGACCAAUUUGUAAGAGACGCCCUGCGGCAAGACCGUGGCAAUGCAGAGAUAUCCGAUAAAUAUACAUUUAUCAAUGAUCUCCAAAACGAGCAUCAAGAUGUACGUCUCGUUCGGGACCAAGUUAUCAACGUGCUCAUUGCAGGUCGGGAUACCACAGCGGCAACAAUGUCCUAUGUCUUCCGCCUUCUUGUGAGACACCCGCAUGUGCUCAAGAAACUUCGGGGCGAAAUUGAGUCCGUCCUUGGACAAGACAACAAUAUUACCAGAGCUUAUAUUCAGCGCAUGCCUUACCUUCAGCACGUCAUCAAAGAAACACUGCGGCUAUAUCCGCCGGUGCCAAUUAACACUCGUUUUUGUAAGCAAGCAAGUACCCUACCUCUAGGUGGCGGUCCAGACGGCCGUUCUCCAGUCUUAGUUCGAGAAGGAAUGCCUGUUGCAUAUUCAGUGUACCAUAUGCAUCGGCGCAAGGAUAUAUAUGGCUCCGAUGCUGGAUCCUUUCGACCCGAAAGAUGGGAAGGCUCAGAACUCUCGGAUAUCAAAUGGGGUUAUCUGCCUUUUAACGGUGGUCCGCGACUCUGCCUAGGCAAGGACUUUGGGCUCAUGCUUGCUUCAUACGGAAUUGCGAGGAUGAUUCAAGCCUAUCCAAAAAUCGAGCUUGCUCCGGGAGAAACUUGGGAAGAGCCGGGCGCGGAGCGGCAGCAUCUUACCCUUACGCUUUCGAAUGCAGAUGGCUGUAAAGUCCUACUAGCGCGAUGA
Molecule: messenger RNA, 1566 nt
Organism: Letharia columbiana
Lineage: Eukaryota; Fungi; Ascomycota; Lecanoromycetes; Lecanorales; Parmeliaceae
Exons: 6
Coding region: 1-1566 (521 amino acids)
Molecular function (GO): heme binding; iron ion binding; oxidoreductase activity, acting on paired donors, with incorporation or reduction of molecular oxygen, reduced flavin or flavoprotein as one donor, and incorporation of one atom of oxygen
Source: RefSeq, a predicted model, not a curated record